Cricetulus griseus (Chinese hamster) is the source of this 2237-nucleotide messenger RNA. Lineage: Eukaryota; Metazoa; Chordata; Mammalia; Rodentia; Cricetidae. The record is from RefSeq and is a predicted model, not a curated record.
CUUUUCCCCAGACCUGGCUCUGGAUUCACCCGGCACUGACCACUUUGUCAUCAUUGCCCAACUGAAGGAAGAGGUAGCCACUCUGAAGAAGAUGCUGCAUCAGAAGGAUCAAAUGAUCUUAGAGAAAGAGAAGAAGAUUACAGAGCUGAAGGCUGAUUUUCAGUAUCAGGAAUCUCAGACUCGGGCCAAAAUGAAUCAAAUGGAGAAAACCCACAAGGAAGUCACAGAGCAAUUGCAGGCCAAAAACCGAGAGCUUCUGAAACAGGCAGCUGCUUUGUCCAAGAGCAAGAAGUCUGAGAAGUCGGGCACCAUAACAUCUCCGUGAAGACCCUGAGAAGGCUCCCAGCAACAACAGCCGGUGCUCCUGGGUCAGGGUUGGCAACCUGGCUGUUCUCUGGGAUUGUGCUUUCUUACAAAAAUCUCUAUUUUCUUACCGUUACUCUUCUUUGUGAGUGUAGUGGGUGGAAUGGAAACACCUGGUCUGUGCCAUGUUAUGACUGCAUGCUGAGCGCUUGGGGUCUCAGACCUGCUCCUCCUCCUCUGCUCCCCUGUGCUCCCUCUCUCUACUUUGGUACUCGGUGUUUUCCAUCGUGGUCACUGCUUAGUGUCAUGUGCAGAGUUUCUGUCCGCCAUCUCAUCUGUCAUCCACAGUGCAUCACACCACCGUCACUGCCACCCUCUGGACCUUGAAAACUGCCACCUGAGACUUUGUGCAGUGAGAGAGCCUUUCUCUCACCAAUAAAUCUUUUGCUUCAGGGUAUACUCUUGGGUUUUUUCCAGGUAUAUUAUGUAUGACCUUUGUACUAUGUAUAGACAGAGUUUUAUUUAUUUUUUAAAAAGGAAACCUUUUCUUGAUAAAGGAAUGAUGGUAACCUAGCUAGUUCUUGUAAAAGCAAUGCCUCUUUGAAAAAAAAAGAAAAAAAAUGCUGUCCUGUUUGCUAGCUUUUAGUAAGAGAAUCCUAUCUUUUCUUUCUCAUUACCUUAGAGUCUUGAUGCUAAGGUAAAUGCUGGAGGCGUAAGUGUGGAGCUAAGUGCCUUUGGAGGACUCUGGAAGAGCAUUGAGGAGAUGCUUAAGGGUGCAGAGAAUUGACCAGUCUGUCUUUAAGUAAGGGCAGAAAGAAUGGUUGUCCAGGUUGUACUGGACACUUCCCCCUCUAUCUACCCCUCCUUCUUUUAUGUAAUUUUAUAUUCCCACACUGCCUCUUCUUUUUUAAAAACAUACCUGUUUCUUGCUUGUGUCAGCUGUCAUAUCAGGCUAUUAACAGAACACAUUUUUUUUAACAGCAGAUUCAGGUGGGAUAAGAUUUGAACUACUUGUAUGUUUCCAGGGCUUGGCAUGGGCCUCCCUGAGUGUGCCCUUCUCAUUUUGACCCUGUAGGCAGGUGGGAAGGGAUAGGUUCAUGUGGAGCCUCACUCUUAGAUUUUUGUGGAAAAAACUAGAGAUGGUAGUAUGUGUCAUGACACAGAACCAACCCUGGAAUCAGUGCAGGUGGCGCCAGAAUUAGAGCCGAUCAUGAAGACAGGUGACAUUUGUACCACAUCCACCAGUGUUGGAUAGUUGAGGUCACUGUUCCCAGCAGGUGCUCUCUAGUUUGUAAUUGUAUUGUCAGAAGAGACUCAUGCACACAGAUAGGCAGAUACGGAUGUGAGGGCUCUUUCCGACAGGAGACUGGAAGGGCCAUGUAUUUAUGUCACCGUGGUAGGGAAUGCAGUUUUCCCUUCUAAGAGGGAAAACUGCUGUGCUGAAACAUUUUGUAACUUUUUGAAUGAGAAACUUUGAGGUAAAGAUAACUAUCAGUCAUAGCCUGUUUUUCGGAAGCAUUUGCGUUGGCUGUGGGGGAAAAGAUGGUAGAAAAAGAAUGACAGUCAUGGUUUCUUAAAAUGUAAGACUGAGAAAUUGUGGAUGUCAAGUGUGACAGUGUACAGAUGUUCAUUUAGUUUUAUACUAAAUCUUUUUUUAAGGUCUUAGCAUUUAAUAUUCCGCAAACCUACACAUUUUCUAAACUACCAUGAGCUCCUGAACGGUAAAGAGUAAACCUCAGUCUUGAAGUGUUUUUGUUUGUUUGUUUGUUUGUUUUUUAAUCAUGACAGCAUUUUACCAUGAAAUUGAGUAACUUUUGGUAACACCUUCCGUUUCUUUGUAUGUUUGUAAUAAUGGACAUUUUAAAACAGGAAUGUUUUGGUUUGUACAGACUUUGAAAAAUGUGUGUUAAUAAAAUUCAUAUUGACUCAGAUAA